AUGAAUAACAUAGCUAGAACACCGAAAACAACUCCAAUAACUGAUGAUUACGAUAUCUCAAAUACCGUUCUUGGCCUUGGGAUCAAUGGAAAGGUCGUAGAAUGCAAGGAGAAACGCACCGGCACAAAGCGUGCGUUGAAAGUUUUACACGACAGCGCCAAAGCGAGACGGGAAGUCGAGCUUCAUUGGAGAGCCAGCGGCUGUAUUCAUAUAGUCGAAAUCAUAGACGUAUACGACAACACAUACGGCGGAAAGCGGUGUCUUCUGGUCGUGAUGGAGUGCAUGGACGGGGGGGAGCUGUUCCAGAGGAUCCAGGAUAACAGAGAAGGCGCCUUCACUGAGAGGCAGGCGGCCGAGAUAAUGCACUCGAUCUGCGUGGCGGUACGGCAUCUGCACGACUCGGACAUCGCCCACCGCGACAUAAAGCCGGAGAACCUCCUCUACACUAGCAUGGACCCCAACGCGAUCUUGAAGCUGACCGAUUUCGGUUUCGCGAAGGAAACGCUGUCACAGGCGGACACCCUGCAGACCCCAUGCUACACGCCCUACUACGUUGCACCAGAGGUUCUGGGCCCGGACAAAUACGACAAGUCCUGCGACAUCUGGUCUCUGGGCGUCGUCAUGUACAUACUCCUGUGCGGGUUCCCGCCAUUCUACUCCAACCACGGCCUCGCCAUAUCGCCCGGAAUGAAGAAGAGGAUCCGACUGGGCCAGUAUGACUUUCCAGAGCCAGAGUGGUCGAACGUGUCCGUAGAAGCCAAGAAUCUCAUCAGGGGCAUGCUAUCCGUAGACCCGGCGAAGCGAUUGACAAUACACCAGGUUAUGGCGAGCCCGUGGGUGCGUCAGUACACUCAGGUGCCGCAGACGCCGCUGUACACUCACGCGCUGCUGCGAGACGCGGGCGACGCGUGGGCCGACGUGCAGGACGAGAUGACGCGCUCCUUGGCCACCAUGCGCGUCGACUACGACCAGGACGGUUUGACGCGCUCCUUGGCCACCAUGCGCGUCGACUACGACCAGGUACAAAUCAAAGCGCUGGAGCAAAGCAACAAUUCCCUUCUAAAUAAGAGACGGAACAAAGUGGGAGCC
This is a messenger RNA of Iphiclides podalirius (scarce swallowtail), 1089 nucleotides long. NCBI's taxonomy places the organism in Eukaryota, Metazoa, Arthropoda, Insecta, Lepidoptera, Papilionidae. The record is from the annotation of a GenBank genome assembly.